CACACACACAUACACACACAUACACACACACACGCACGCACGCGCGCACACACCGAGAUCUUCCGCAUUGAACAUCUGCUAAUUAAUUAACUUUAGGACACAGUGCCAAGGAAUUGACUCUGGCUCGGGUGUGGAAAAAAAAAAACAACCCCUCCCCACACACACACACAUUCGGAACCGAAAGAGAAAGUAGAAGUGACUCAGUCAUGUAAUACCUUACGCUUUUAAAUGACAAGCAGUCUCCGAGCCGACCUGAAAGCAGUUCCACACACUUCCUGAUCUUCUCAGUUGUCAGCGACUGCACUUGACAAAUAAACACAACAGACAGUAUGGAUACAGCGAGAUCUACUCAUAAAACGGAUAAGAAAAGAUCCAUUAAGAGAGCGAGGAGUCCCACACGAUUCACUCGGCCAUUUUCUCGAGGGAGAUAUCAGUGUGCUCGCUACUAUUACAGGCCGAGAGAGGACUACUUUUCACGGCGGCCUGGUUUUAGCUUCAGGCUCCACAGGUUCCAGAGACCCUCCAGUCUUCGGCUUCCGUCUAGAUCUCGGAGCCCGAGUAUUGUGCAGAGACACAAAAAUGUGCAUUCAUCAAACCAGCACUUGGAAAAGAAGUCAGAGAAGAGCACUUCCACUCCACUGCAGGACAAGAAGCCAUUCAACACACCAGAACGCUCCCGGUCAUCUUCAGUGGCUUCUGAGAGGCCUGCCCUAUCAUUUACAGUCAAUCAGGAAGAGCAGAACAGUAGUGGCAGGGAGUCUCUGUCUUCUGUAAGACGUGCAGCUGCCAGAAGUCGAGCCAUCCAGAGAAAGAGAGAGGAGAUAGAGGAGGUGUAUCGGCAGGACUGCGACACGUUUGGGGUGGUGGUAAAAAUGCUCGUGGCGAAAGAUCCUUCACUGGAGAGAUCCAUACAAUCUUCGUUGAGGGAGAACCUGCAUGAGAUCGGCCUGCGCUGUGUAGAAGCCAUGGAGCAGUUUAUCAAUGAGUAUGACUCGAGAGAGCUUGGCACACCAUCCCAGUCCCAGCGUCACUGACACACACACACACACACACACACACAUGCAUGUCCAGCUGUACAUUCUGAGGCUAUACUGCGAGGUUUCACUGGGAAUGCAUUCCUAAGUGAAGGUCUGAGACUUUAGGUGCACCACAGGAUGAUGACUUUGUAAAGCAGUGCCAUUGGAAUAGUACAUUCUUCAGCCACAUCUACAUGAAGGGAGCACAUCUGUAAGGAUCAAAUGUGCUAAAUGUGGUAAAUAAGUGCAGCAGCAUUUUAACUAUUCUCUCCAAAGCUAGUGUUAGAGUGCCAUAGCUUUAGGGACAAAUCUGUAUUAAAGAAGAUCUGCUUGCUAAACCAAUCAAAAUAAGCCUCCUUCCUAAUGUGGUGUAAAAGCCUAAAUGGCUCUGAUUUUACUACUGUUUUUUAACAUUAUGAUCUUAUGUUCACUAAAUAUGAAUAAACCUGAGGCAGAUGGUGAAAUGCCUCAGUAAACAAUUUCUGCGUGCUUUAUAUGUGUUAUAUGUUUAUUUUAUGUAGUUUAUUUCUCCAAAAGACUUGAUUACUUCCUAAUUAUUUCCAUUGGUCCUCAAUGGUAUGAAGUUCUCGUUAUAAAAGAACGCUUGUUGUGGAAGGUAGAUGUUUUUAGGGCUCCACAUGAAAUACUUGAAAUGUGUGCAAAAUUGGAAAGAGAUGUUUACUGUAAAAAUCUAAAUAAAAGUAGAUGAGGUUGCACAGUUAAUAUUGCCAUUGCACAACAUUUUCAGUGAACCCUUUCACCUAUCAAUGUUCUCAUUUCUGUGUACAUUAAUGUUAAAAAGCUUGUGUGCGUAUAAUGCAGUUUUUAUGCUUUGUGUCUGACCACUAGGAUAUUACCAUAAAGACAAAAUAUUGUUAAUCGGAAUAUGACUACAAACCACCUAUAGUGAACAUGUUAUAUUUCUACAGUUCACACUGAUUUGAUUUACAUGACAGAUGUCAUCAAGCUCCUUCUAAACUUUUCCACGUGUUUUGGGACAGCCCUGCCAUCAGGUUUUUUUGGUAGUCAAUAUGUGAAUGCUUCUAAAGCAUUUUUAACAAAAUCCUUAAGCCAUGUCGUCUGCCUCACAAUCCUGUGUAAUAGCUUUCUCUACCCACUUAGCCAGGCAUCUUAUUUUACUCCAGUGGAAACAUGCUACUCCUCCAUCUUAUGAUUAUUGGCUUUUGUUGCCUAUAUUCUCUAUUUGGAGAAAAAUAUGCAUUUGCUAACACCUGACACACAAGUCUUUUUUCAUUUAAGUAAAUUAUUCUAAAGGUUUUUUAAUGUUACAUUAACGGUAACAUUCCUUAAUAUAUGAGUUUCCCCUGUAUUGUUGAUAACUAUAUACUGUAAAUUAUUUAGCUAUUUCUGGUCAAUAUACAGACAUGUAUACAUACACGCAUAGCUUAUUUGUAGUAAAAAUAGAUUGAUGAAAUGUUUGUGGUAGCUGCUGACAAGUACAAAUUACUGUAUAUAUUAUGAUUAUUGUAUAUUAUUAUAGUAAUGUAUUCUAUAAAAAAUAAACUCGAAUGUCUUUUACUUUAGACAGCACUUGUAUAAGAUCCUGUCACAUCUUUGUCAAUCCAAUAAAUCAUCUGAACCAGUCCAGCCAUGACACAUCCAUAAAGCUACAUUCAACCUCAAAAUCCACCCAUCCAUAUGGAAAGAAAUAAAGACUUAAGUUUAUUGAUAAUUGAAAUAUUAUUUAAUUCAGAUACAAGACAUGAACUGGGGAUACAUGCAGUUACCGCUCUACAAUAUGAUACAAAUAAUGCUUCUGAGGAUACAAAAUAUAGAAAUAUUUAAGACUAUAUUUACAUAACAUUUACAAUACUACAGCCAUGACUUAUAUUACUUUUGAAAAUCACUGUACAUACAUGUAAUUUAAAGAUAACAUUAUUAAAAUGUGGACUUUGGGGGGAAAAAAUGUAUAUUGCAUUUAAAACAGGACUAUACCAAACAUUGCUAUUCUCAAAAGCAAAGGUAAGUUAUUUUAAUAUGUCAUUGAUAGAACAGGGUGCAAGCAAUUAGAACAAUGGAAACA
Molecule: messenger RNA, 3060 nt
Organism: Ictalurus furcatus (blue catfish)
Lineage: Eukaryota; Metazoa; Chordata; Actinopteri; Siluriformes; Ictaluridae
Product: periphilin-1
Exons: 6
Coding region: 330-1034 (234 amino acids)
Biological process (GO): negative regulation of gene expression, epigenetic; protein localization to heterochromatin; negative regulation of DNA-templated transcription
Cellular component (GO): nucleoplasm
Source: RefSeq, a predicted model, not a curated record